Messenger RNA from Schizosaccharomyces cryophilus OY26, 1750 nucleotides. RefSeq names its product DNA repair protein Rad60. Gene Ontology annotation, biological process: protein sumoylation. Gene Ontology annotation, molecular function: ubiquitin-like protein ligase binding; protein tag activity. The transcript has 2 exons. Bases 407 to 1606 code for a protein of 399 amino acids. Gene Ontology annotation, cellular component: septin ring; nucleus. The record is from RefSeq and is a predicted model, not a curated record. Lineage: Eukaryota; Fungi; Ascomycota; Schizosaccharomycetes; Schizosaccharomycetales; Schizosaccharomycetaceae.
GACGUACGAUGAGGAGUUUUCUCUUUGCUAGAAAGGAAUCGUGAGAGAAAUUUACUAGAACAGUAUACAUACGUGUGCUGAGUAGGAGUGUAACUUCAGGAAAGGACAAAAUAAAAGAAAUCCAUCACCAUCCAUUCUUGUCAGUCCUUUUUCUAAGUACGUUAAACGUGCACCGUAUAAGAAGCGACAAAGAAUAACAUGAAUUCGUUUCAUUACAGAAGGACUCGAAAGCCUCAAUGACGAGAGGAGGAGCAUCGGUUUCCUUGACUGAUUUCAUUUCAUUUUCACUGUUUACCUACGUAUCCACCUUGCACCUUCGUAUAAAAAGUAACACAUCUCACUGCAGCCCUUUAAUUGUCAAAAGGUUGCUACUGUCGUAUGGAGUAUUUUUGUUCAAUUCUUUGAGAUGCAGGAGGAAGAGGAUGAUUUAGCAUUUUUUACGAAACCAAUAAAAAAGCCUCCUUUAAACUUAGCGAAACGGUUAAGUCAUCCAUUGUCAGACUCUGAUGAAAACUCCGACCAAGAGCCUUCGGUCGAAAAGCCUCCUCUAAAGCACAUUCGUUCGGAAAGUAAAAAUUCCUCUAGGACGUCUACUCUAGCCAAUACGAAGGCAGAGCCUUCUGUUUCGUCUACCUUACCUUCUGCUGUUUCUCCAAGGAAAGAAGAGGAUGAUCCUUUGAGCAACGUACGUUCAUCAGGGUCUUCGGGAAACACACCUCAUCCUUAUGCUACAAGAACUGCAAUUUCUGCUUUCCGAAGCAACAGUCUUAACACCAUUGAUACUCCACCCCAGACGCCUUUCUUAGAUGAUGACUUUACGAAACGACUUCAAGAGCUGGAUCGUCAAGUGGAAGAAUUUCAGAACGUAUCGAAGGAACAAACGGAUAUCGAUGUAAAUCUUGUCUUACGUGAUACCAGCCCUUCCAAAGAUGCUGCUGCUGCCGGUCUGAGAUCCCAUAGCUUACCGCAAACGGACUCCUCCAACUUGGCAGCAGAAGACCCCCUUGCUUCGCCUCAAAUAGACCAUGUACCUGUAGUAUUGCAGUUGGCUGUGAUAGGACAAAAGGUUCCUGGAAGCAGCACGUUCCUGCCUGCUGAUUGGGAGUCUCCGCUUCUCUUCAAGGUAAAAUCCAAUCAGCAGUUCCGUCGCGUCCGAAAUGCUUACACAGUAAGAAAACAAGUUGAAGAUGUUGUUUUUGUCUUCCAAAAUCGACGGCUCUGGGACUUUGGUACCCCUAAAGGCGCUGGAAUGCUAAAAAUUGACACGCGCUUGGUGAUUCAUGCCUUCCACAAAGCAGAUUAUGAAUUUCUGCAGCAGCAAAAGUCGCAAGAAGAAGCAAAACUUCUUUCACGGGAAGAGCCAAAAACAAUUCCCGUAAAACGACACAUAUCUAUUUUAGUUCGACCGAAAAAAGGACAGGAUGUUCACCUUUCGAUACCUGUAGACACUUUGAUUGAAGAUGUUAUUCGAAAGUAUUGUAAGCAAACAGAGGUUCCAUUUCAUGAAGGCAUACGGCUAGAAUUUGAAGGAGACUGGUUAGACCCAAAGGACAGCUUGGAAAAUACAGAAAUUGAGGACGAAGAUCAAAUUAAUAUUCUACUUUAAAAAAAAAAAAAAAUUCACAGGGUUCCACGUUAUUUAUAUUUUCUCACAUUAUUGCAUAAUUUUGUUUUAUUUUAGAUUACGACCAUUGUUGUAAAUAGAUAUUCAUAAAUAUAUCAUCACUUUUUCCCAAAUAAAGGAUAUAAU